AAAAAAAUUGUGAAAAGAGUUUAAAUGAUUUUGUUUUAAAAAUCAUUGGAAAAUUAAAAAAAUUAGCCGAAAAGGCCCUUUGUAAAAAAAAUUGCCAUUGGAAGUUGAAAAAAAAUUUUGGUAACUUAACCUCACAUCAAUGUGGAACGGAAUGUAAUAAAGUGGAAAAGAAAAAUUACAUAUUUAAUUAUGUGAACAAAUAUUAAAAAAAGAAAAAUAAAAAUUCUUAAAACCCACACACACACCUUAAAAUCCAAAGAAAAUCUCCCUCCUCCAAAAAAAAACCGUUAAGCCAGUGUUUGAAAAUUAAAAAAACAGAGGAGAAAAAAUUAAUCCUAAACUUUGAAAGUUUUUCUUUGUGUGGCAUUACAACUGCAACUGCAACCCGUAACCGUAACACAACUUCCUUUAAGACACACCAACAACAAGAGGAAGAAGAAAAAAAGAAAGAAAACCGUAAAAUAAUCACAAGUUGCAAACCGUGUGUGUGAAGAGAGUGUGAGAAAGUACGAGAGCACAUUGAUGACCAUUCUCAUUGCAUUGCAUUUGUGGAUCAUCAUCAUCAUUGCCGAAUCAAUGAAACACAACCAGCGGAGACAUUGAGCUCAUACAUUGGCCAGUCCUCCGACAAACAAAAAAACGUACGGUCUGCCGGUCAGCCAUCGAUUGGAUAUUUUUUUUCGAUUCUUCUAUUUUUUUCUCCCGUGUGUGGAUAAUUUACGUGAAUUUUCUUCAUUGUCUGCGGCUCCUGGAUUAGUUGUUGGCGUUUUUUUAAAGAAAAGCAAAAAAAAAAAAAUAAAAAGUUUUUCCCUUUGUUUUUCUCCAACAACGUUGUGCAAAACCCAGAAACAACAACAGCAAAAAAAAGAAGAAGAAAAAAAAAACAAAUCCAAUGUGUUAUUUAUCUUGUGCUUUGUACUUGGAAAUCUAUGUGGGAUUAUAAACUCAACCCUUAAAUCGGGGGGAUACAAUGAGGCCAGAAGUAUACGAUGUUACCACAGUUUACACUCUAUGCCAGGAUUAUUUUUUUUAUGAUGGUAAUGUUUGCCUUUGCAACAACAGCAUGUUCAAAGAAAACAAACGAUUAUGUGAUAAUGUUAAAAAAUCACGAGAGGGCAUUACAUAUAAAUGCCGCCGGCAAAGUGACAGCAACAGAUAUAUCAUUAGCACAAUUCUUCACAAUGGAAAGUGUUACCGACGCCUUAAGCGAUACAUUCCGAAUUGCUUUAUACGUAAAAGAAGUAGGGCGUUAUUUGUGCUUUCGCAAAGGAAAACUAGUUGGAAUGAAACACCUUGUGCCCGAUUGUCAUUUCAUCGAAAAAAUGGAUCAUGGCUAUUUCCUGUAUGCUAAUGCCUACAAACCGGAGUGGCGGGUUGGCUUUACGCGCGGCCUUAAGCCGGUCGGCCCACGGCACCUGCAACGUCCACAAACUAUGCGUAGAGCUUGCUUUCUAUUUGUUAAAAUUAAUGCUGAGCAUUUUGAUCGGGAUAUGUUUACUACAACAACUACCACUACAACAACAACCACAAUGUCUCCCUUGAAAAAAUUGAUUGAAUCAAGGGAUCAACACAGUAUACGUGACUAUGGUUUGGAGGAGUACGAAAGACGUCUGAACUCGAGUCGGGGCAGAAAUUAUAGAAAUCAUAGCCGAAUGGAGCCGGAAAGAAGAAGAGGUUCCACGGGUGGUGGAGGAGGCGGCGGCGUCGGUCAUAGGCAUAGGUCGCCAGAGACCCGGCAUAGAAAUGUUUCAAACACACCGCAGCCAAAAAACUUGAGACGACCUCAGCCCACACAAAAGGCUGGGGAGGAACGCAGAAAAAAAACUCAACGAGAAAACGUACGACGGGUGCACACAAAUGGCCAAAGAAAGCGUAAGCAAGUCGAUUCACAUUACGAUCACAGUGACCUGCCACCAAACUCACAAAGUAGCCGAGCCGGUGGCGGUACCAGCAGCAGCAGUAGUUCGGCAUCUUCUACAGCCUCGGUGACGGCCACAUCACUGGCCGCCACAGUAAGCUUGGCGCCCUCGGCCCUCAAUCUGGUGGCCAUGUUGGCGGCCAGUCGCCGCAAAAGGGUUAAACGAAAGAAGCUGGAAGAGGAGCAGGAGCAGGAUGAGAGCGAAACACAGGCAAGCGGAGGCAAUGCUGAAAAGCAAAGAUCGGCAAAUAGUGAUUUACAGUUGGUAGCACAUGAUGACGGCCAUGAGUCGGAACAACUGUACGAUUUGCCGGCAAAGAAAGCCCGUAAGAGCCAGACGCCACAUGACCAUAGUUACCAUCAAAAAUCCAGCUAUGCGGAGCAAAUGCCGGUAGCAACAACACCUGAACAUUUUGUACAGCAGCCACAAAACCAUAAAUACUCAAAUAGCAAUGCUAAGAAAUUCCAUAGUCAUAAACGUAGUAAUAAUAGCCAUCAUAGUCGAAAUAGCCAUAGACAACAACAACUGCAAGAAGAAGGUGAAGAACGAGACGAAGAAGAAGAAGAAGAAGCAGAAAACCCUAGCCAUAGUCUUAGUAGUAGUGGUAACAAUAAUAAGAAUAAUUAUUUAAACGAAAAUCUAUCAAAGCUAACGAAAUUAAAAACGAAUACGAAUAUAAAUCUUAAUUUAAAUACUAAUAUUAAUAAUAAUACUAAUAAUUUAAAUGCUAAUGCAAUAUUACCUGCCUUGCCAAAAAACUUCAAUAAUACGGAUAAGCAAAACAGCCACAAUAAUCAAGCAAAACAAUAUUUAAAUUUAAUGACUGAUUUUAAGCAAUUAAAAACACCCACACCUGCAUUAAAUGUUUCUCAGCAACCACAACACCAACAACACCAUCGCCGUCAGCACCAUAACAAUAACGGCGUCAAGCAUUCCUUAAGGCGUCAUCGCCAUAAAAGAGAUUUGGGGUUUAGUUUACCUCAACUCUCAGCAACUAGUCAAAUGACGAGGCCACAACCACGAAGCAAUGCCGAUGAGUUGAGAGGCCUUGUAAACAAAGAAAACGAACUCCCAACAUUUCAUCGGAGAAGUAGUGAUGUGGAGAGUUUGGAUAACAGCAAGAGAGUUGAGUAUGAGGAGGAGCAUAAUUAUGAGCACGAUGAUGCCGAUGAAAACGGUGGUGACACUAUCAAUAAAUCCAAUAGACUUUUAGAUAAUAAUAACAACAACCAUAAACAUUUAAGUGAGGACAAUAAUUUUCUUCAGCAGCAACAGCAAAGGCCACAGCCUUCAGGGUUGCCAUUUAAUCGCUUAAAAUACCCAAAUAAUGUUAAUCGAAUAAGUUCAGAUGAUGAUGAUGAUGAUGACGACGACGUCGAUGUUAGUUCUAUGAAAUUGCAAAAACAAAACAUUCCAAAUGAGCAUAACAUUGCCAGUCAUUAUUUAGAGUCUGAUGCUAACUAUAAUCCUAUGAAAAUCAGGUAUAAUAAGGCCAAUUAUUUAAACGCAGCAGCAACAACAACAACUAAAAAUAAUAAUAUUAAUAUUACUAAUAAUGUUAACAAGCCUAAUGCAAGUUUUAGCGGUGUUUUCUCUCAACUAAAUGACAUUAAUAAUAACUAUAUGAGACACCAGAGCCGCAGCCGCAGCAGCAGUAGUAGUAGUAGUGGCAGUAGUGUUAGUGCCGUCAAAAAGACAAAUGUUAAUAACAAUAUUACCCGGCAUAAUGUUAUAAUAAUUAGUAAUGUUUUAAAUAAUGAUGACAUUGAUGUUAGUGGCAGUGGUGCAGCUGCAACUGCAACAGCUUUUCAAACCAGAUUUGUGCUUGGCCAAAAAAAUAUGUAUAGACAGCUUCAGCAGCAAAAAACACAACAACAAGUUAUUGAUAAUAAAUUUAUAACUAACACUAAUUUAAAAAAUAAUAAUAAUAAUAUUAAUGUUCAUUAUAUUUAUAAUCAUAAUGAAAAGAAGACGAAGCAAAAUGAUGUCAAUGAUGAUGAUGAUGAUGUUUAUGAAAAUUUCAUAAAAACUGAAAAUAAAUAUGAAAAAAUUAUAGUACAAUACAGAUCUGUAGUUCAAAUUAUUUAA
Messenger RNA from Musca domestica (house fly), 4007 nucleotides. RefSeq lists its product as uncharacterized. The record is from RefSeq and is a predicted model, not a curated record. Bases 990 to 4007 code for a protein of 1005 amino acids. Gene Ontology annotation, molecular function: growth factor activity. The transcript is spliced from 5 exons. Lineage: Eukaryota; Metazoa; Arthropoda; Insecta; Diptera; Muscidae.